Uncinocarpus reesii 1704 is the source of this 1161-nucleotide messenger RNA. RefSeq names its product isocitrate dehydrogenase, NAD-dependent. The record is from RefSeq and is a predicted model, not a curated record. Gene Ontology annotation, cellular component: mitochondrion. Gene Ontology annotation, biological process: isocitrate metabolic process; tricarboxylic acid cycle. Gene Ontology annotation, molecular function: isocitrate dehydrogenase (NAD+) activity; NAD binding; magnesium ion binding. The transcript is spliced from 5 exons. The coding region runs from base 1 to 1161 and encodes 386 amino acids. Lineage: Eukaryota; Fungi; Ascomycota; Eurotiomycetes; Onygenales; Onygenaceae.
AUGUAUUCCAUUCGGGUUGCGCAAAAGGCGCAGUCCGUAUUUCGAAGCGCUGCAAAAUCUCCGUGUUUUCCUCAUACUAAAAUCCCUGCGAGAUGUAUCACCACCGUGCAGUCCGACAUUUUCAAACCCACCAAAUACGGCGGCAAAUACACCGUGACGUUAAUUCCGGGAGAUGGAAUUGGUGCUGAAGUCGCGGAAUCUGUGAAAACAAUUUUCAAAGCCGAUAACGUACCCAUCGAAUGGGAACAAGUUGACGUUAGUGGCGUGGAUACGGGAAAUAAACAUUCAGAGGAAUUGUUUAAGGAGUCUAUCGCAUCUUUGAGACGGAAUAAGAUAGGCCUGAAAGGUAUUUUGCACACGCCGGUGGAACGAUCGGGUCAUCAAUCGUUCAAUGUGGCUCUCCGACAAGAACUCGACAUCUAUGCCUCGAUUGUUUUGAUUAAAAACAUUCCUGGUUAUAAAACGAGGCAUGACAAUGUGGACUUGUGUAUCAUUCGCGAGAAUACUGAGGGGGAAUACUCCGGUUUAGAGCACCAAUCCGUCAGCGGUGUCGUUGAAUCGCUUAAAAUUAUAACCCGAGCCAAGUCCGAGCGUAUCGCAAAGUUUGCAUUCAGUUUCGCACUCGCUAAUAACCGCAAGAAAGUGACAUGCAUUCACAAGGCCAACAUUAUGAAGCUUGCUGAUGGCCUUUUCCGAAGCACUUUCAAGAAGGUCUCUGAAAGUUACCCUACACUUGAAGUCAACGACAUGAUCGUCGACAACGCAUCUAUGCAGGCUGUUUCUCGACCGCAACAAUUCGACGUAAUGGUCAUGCCUAAUUUAUACGGAGGUAUACUGUCAAACAUUGGUGCAGCGCUGGUGGGCGGCCCGGGCAUCGUUCCAGGAUGCAAUAUGGGUCGAGACGUUGCUGUAUUCGAACCCGGUUGUCGGCACGUUGGUCUUGAUAUCAAAGGCAAGGACCAAGCAAACCCAACAGCCUUGAUCCUUUCGGGCUCUAUGCUUCUCCGUCAUCUCGGUCUUGACGAACAUGCAAACCGUAUAUCCAAGGCAGUUUACGAUGUAAUUGGUGAAGGUGUUAUUCGAACUCGGGACAUGGGUGGUCAGGCCACUACCCACGAGUUCACUCGAGCUGUUCUAGAUAAAAUGGAAGCAGCCCUUUAA